Cydia fagiglandana is the source of this 2298-nucleotide messenger RNA. Its product is annotated as zinc finger protein 436-like. NCBI's taxonomy places the organism in Eukaryota, Metazoa, Arthropoda, Insecta, Lepidoptera, Tortricidae. Gene Ontology annotation, cellular component: nucleus. The transcript has 7 exons. The coding region runs from base 119 to 1816 and encodes 565 amino acids. The record is from RefSeq and is a predicted model, not a curated record. Gene Ontology annotation, molecular function: zinc ion binding.
AUGUAAAAUUUUUUCAUGCAUUUUUUAUGUAGUUUUAGUUAGGUUAUAAUUUAACUCAAGUACUUGUUUUAAGGUCGUUUAUUGCUGUAACAAAUAACCAUAUAACUAUAUUGCGAUAAUGGAUGUGUUAAAUUCUUGCCGCUGCUGCCUGCAGGCCGCCGGGGACAUAGACUUAACGAUACCGAACACACAUCUCGGUAGAACCGAGAUAUACACGGACAUGCUUAAAAACUGUUUCCAUUUGCACUUGACACACAUGAGUAAUGGUUCAUGUGGGAUCUGCUUGACAUGUGUGGGGCGCCUGCGAGACGCAAGUGACUUCAAGCUACAAGUGCAGCGCUGUCAGGGAGAACUACAGUCACAGCUACAGGGCAUAGGCCAUGUUAAUAGUGGAAAUGUUGUAAUCAAAACAGAGAAGGUGGUAAAUCAUGACUCAGAGGAGGAGAAUGCGUCACACGAAGAUUAUUUAGUCAAGUCAGAGCGUUCGGAUGGUGUCGAGACGUGUAAUGAGGACGACACAUCGUCUCUAUUGGACCCGUUGGGCGGCGCAGUUGGAGCGGGAACGGAGCCGGCAGCGGCUGUAACCCGUUACGAGACGCUCAGCCCCUCGAGUCCCGCGAGCGACGUGUCCGACACCGGUGAGGCCCACACCGGGGACGAAACGUACACCAGCGACAGAAACGAAGAUUCUUUACUCAAGUUGAAGCGUUCGGAUGGACGGGUGGAUGUUGAAACGUCCAAUGAGAACGACAUGUCGCCACGAUCGGACCUGUUAGGUGGCGCAACUGGCGAGAAUACGGAGCCGGCAGCGGCUGCGUCCCGUGACGAGAAAUUCAGCCCCUCGAGUCACGCGACCGACGUGUCCGACACCGGUGAGGCCCACUCCGGGGACGAAGCGUACACCAGCGACACUUCUAAAGAACAAGAAAGACAUAUCGGCCAACAGCGUUAUCCGUGCGAUUUAUGCGAUAAAGACUUCGUAAACAAGUCAGCUUUGAAGCGACAUCAGCGAGUAAUUCACGCAACAGAAAAAAUGUACACUUGUGAUAAAUGCAAGAAGAAAUUUACACAAAAAGAGUACUUAGAUAAACAUAAAUGCCCUUACAGCGGAGAAGAGCCGUUCGGUUGUAAUAUUUGUGGGAAGAAAUUCACGAAGAAAGGUUAUUUAAUUAUACACAAAGUAAGCCACAACGGAGAGAAACCAUACAAAUGUGAAAAAUGUAACAGGAGAUUUGCACGCAAAUGUUUUUUGCAACAACAUGAAACAACUCCAUGUGUGGAAAAUUCAUUUACCUGCGAUGUGUGUAAAAAGCAAUUUAAUAAAAAAAACACACUCAAAAAGCAUAUAUUAAGUCACACUGGAGUAAAACCAUAUGGCUGUAACGAGUGUGAUAAAAGAUUUUCAGUAAAAUAUAAUUUGAACGCACAUAAGAGAAUGCAUACUGGAGAAAAAUACAGCUGUGAAGUUUGUGAUAAACAAUUUCUUACUCAAAACAGCUUGUCAAGACAUAAAAUAACUCAUACAGGGCAAAAGUACGAAUGUACAAUAUGUAACAAACAAUUUACUCAGAAUUAUACUCUAAAGGCACAUCAAAAAAUACACACUGGAGAAAAGGUGGCCAAAAAGCCUAAGACACGUUCCUACACUUGUAAAGAUUGUAACAAGUGUUUUUCGAAGGCGGAAUUAGACAGACAUGCGAGAAUACAUACUGGCGAGAGGCCUUUUGCCUGUGAAGCGUGUCAGAAGAAAUUUAAGCAAAAAUGUACAUUAUUGAGACAUAUGGAUACAGUAUGUGUGAAGCAUUUUACAUCAUAAAAUUAUUUAGAGUUAUAUGCAAGAAUUGACUUUUUGCCUUUGAAUUAUAUUCUAAGAAAUUUAAAAAUACCUAAGAAAAUUUAUGUUACUGUAUUUUUAAUGUUAAAUCACAAAUACUACUUAGGUAUUUCUAGAGUCAGUUAUAUCGGGUUAUAUCUGAAAUACGAAAACGAUGAUGAUGAUAGUGGUUUUGGCAGAAUACCGAAUAUUCGGCGCCUUUCUCGGCCGAAGCGCCGGAUAUUCAGCAUUGUAAGCGAACAUUUUGAGUCACAAUUAUUAUAAAAACUGUUCGCCAACAAAGCACAACGUUUUCUAAGAUAUAAUUAUUACUUUUUGUUGAACAGAUUUAAUUAAUGUAGUUUAUAGAGUCAAUCAAAUCAGACCCAUGUAAAAAAUAAAAUAUUUUGUAAUCAACAAAUUCUGAGAAAAGGGUAGGUAUUCGUAUUUAUAAGCUUUCCAAGAAUACAUUUUAAAUAUACCUA